AUGAAUAAAAUCCAGCUAACAUUGCUGCUUUAUCAGUUCAUAAUUAUUACUAUUGCAAUCAAAGUGAUCAACAAUGGUUUAGCACCACCUGAAAUUGUCCACUCACCUAUAGCAAUCAAACCUAGGUGUAUUGUUGAAGCAGAACCGUUGGAUUUGGUAUUUGUGCUGGAUAGCUCAGGUUCAUUGAAGAAUAAAUUUCAAGAUGAAAUCAAUAUCAUUCGUCGGAUCGUCAAUCAUGUCACCAUCGGAGAAUCCGCUACACGGGUCAUGCUUAUACAAUUCAGUGGUGUUCAACAUUUGGAGUUUAAUUUCAACAAAUUCAAGGAUCGUGAAGAUAUUCUUGCUGCUCUAGAUGUAUUAAGGCAUGUCUCAGGCAUAACACGAAUGGGUGAUGCAUUUGAAUAUACUCUUAGUAUGCUGAAUGAAGAAAAUGGAAUGAGGCCUUCGAAUGUACCAAAGAUAUUAUAUUUAUUAUCGGAUGGUCGAACGCAUGAUUAUCCCAAAGAUACAGAAAUGGCAGAUUUAUUGAGGCAACAAAUUAGUAACAUUGAUAUCUAUGCUUAUGGAACUGGUGAAUAUGUUGCUGUGGAUGAACUGAUCGCUAUCACAAAGGAUCCAAAAAAAAUUAUAACAAAUCAAAAUUUGGAAGAAUUGGAGCCGAUUUUUGAUCGUUGGAAGGGUACUGAAGUCUGUGAGAAAUUACCUGUUUGCAUCCGUGGAUCUGAUAAACCACUUGAUUUGAUUCUGAUUAUUGACUCUUCCGAGUCAGUUGCUCACCUUUUUGAUGAACAAAUCAGAUUUGCAAUUGAACGAAUCAUCCGAAAUAUUAAUAUACAUCCGGAUGCUGUCAGGUUGGCUUUGAUUACUUAUUCUGGAAAAGCAUACAUUCAUUUCAAAUUCAACGAUCCACAAUUUGGUAACAAUACAGCGGUAAUAAGACAUUUAAAUGCGUUGAAAUCAAUUAAGAGUACCACUUCGACACAUAUCGCAUUACAUCAAGCUUACAAGCUGAUAACGGACACUGGAGUACGUGAAAGAAUUAAAAAGAUGAUUAUCAUAUUUACGGAUGGACACUCGCAAUAUUCACCACAAGAAAUGGCCUUACGUCUUAAAAAUGAAGGCGUGGAAAUUUUCGCGAUAGCAUUAACCCCAGCACCAUAUGCAGAUGAGAGCGAACUAUUGGACAUCACGCAGAAUUCGGAUCAUAUUUUCACGCCUGUUAAUUUAAAGGAUUUCGAAACCAAAUUUCUACCGUAUAUUGGCUUUGGUUGUGUUGGUGUAGAUUUGGGAUCUGAUCCAGAACCAAGGAUUCGUGGUGCUACCGAUAUUACUUGUGAUAGAAGUUCUCUUACACUUACUGUCCGAACGCAGCAGCCAAUGACAGGCCUUAUGUAUGCACAACAGUAUUACGAUGAUACGAGAUGUGUGAAGGUAACUGAUGGAUCAUCCAGAGAAAUUUCGAUCACAUUUUACGAGGGCACAUGUGGCCUUAUUAAAAUACCAACUACACAACGCGAUGGCUAUACAUUCAAUAUUACUGUGAUAUUGCAAUUUCAUCCAAUUAUCAUCACAAGAGCUGAUCAAGGCUUAAGUAUAUCAUGCUUCUAUCAACAACCAGUGCCACCACAAGAAGUGGGUCGUUCAUUAAUUAAGAAACUUAGCGAUACUGAGUGCUCAUAUCGACUUCAUCGAUUUGCUCCUGAUCAAUGCGUUCCAUUGGAUGCUAAAGUUGGAGAAUCGUUAUAUCAUAGAUGGGAAUGCAAUAGUCCAUCAAAUUAUCAAUAUCUGGUACAUGAUUGUUUCGUUAAAUCAGAAACGAAAAAUGUGCUAAUUAUGGAUUCCAACGGAUGUGAAGUAGAUCCACAUUUCCUGGAAACUCCUGAUUAUACGAAAUUUUCUAAGAACUGGAAAAACGAUGCAUAUAUUUUCAAGGAAAUGAGCGUAUUCAAAUUCCCGGGAGAUGGUAAUGUUGUCUUUCAAUGUCAGAUAUCACUGUGUGAUAUGGAAAGCGAUGAUGCAUGCAAAACUAUGAUUCCUCCACGCUGCCCGCAUAAUUCGACGUUAAGGUUAGGACGUGAAACACGAGCUAAGAUCAAACCCGGAUUCGCAAUGACCUUUGAUGUGGGAACUCGAAUGUUAAACGUUUUGGAAAAUGAAUCAACUCGGCCGGCUACUUCUAUUAAAUAUUGCGAUAUCAGGAUAUAA
This is a messenger RNA of Cercopithifilaria johnstoni, 2205 nucleotides long. The record is from the annotation of a GenBank genome assembly. NCBI's taxonomy places the organism in Eukaryota, Metazoa, Nematoda, Chromadorea, Rhabditida, Onchocercidae.